AUCGUUUCUCCCCUACGUCUCGCUCUCCCCGCGAGAAAUCAUCGCGCCCGCCUCGCUCGCUCGCACGCGGAUAUUACGACGAGAGAGAGAGAGAGACACGUAGUACGUUGUUUGUUUACGAGCGAUCGUCAGAGCACCGACACCUGCCGAGAGACGGGCGAAUUACCGGUCCCGUUAGAACGAAAAUGAUAGAUGCUCGACGAUCAUCAUUUCCGUCUGGCUUUUCCCUCGAGAUAACGACUUCGAGUGCCACCCCGUGACGUCGUCCGACGUCGGGAUGCGUUUGCCGAGCACUCUUCUGAUCACGCGGGCGUAUCGCGAGGACGGUGUGUCGGUACUUUCGAUAUUUCCAUUUACGACGUACUUCAUGGUAUAUAUAUAUAUAUCAUACAAUGUAUACCGUGAAGUAUAUAUAUAUAGCAAGGUUAAAGAACUACAGCGCAAUGCAAUCACAUUCGUGAGCGGAGGUACGACGAGGAAAGCGCGACGGGCCCCGGCUUUCGCCGGGGAGAAACUCAACGGGCCGAGAGGAUAAGGCGCGUUUCCCCGCGGUCGGGAUUACCUUCGGCCUGACGAAUUCGUUAUUUACCAACGCCGCGGCCGCGCGCGCUGCCCGGCUCUCGAGGCCGGUGGCAGCACUGUGCGAGCGCUAAUUUGCGUUGAACGACACGUAUUUCGGCCGCCGUGAACUGCGUAAAUUGCAUUUCGCACGGGGACGCGCGCGGCUACGACGACGAACGGCAGCUAGCACCACGACGACGACGAGGACGAAGAAAGCGGAGCACAGAGAAGCCGAGGCAAUCCAGAAGAUAAUUCACAGAUCACACAAAGCCGUGAAAUAUACUGGCUAUGAAAAUGAAGAUUCCAAACAACGGUUCCGGAAAUGGUUAUUACGGGCACGACACGGGUAUCAUAUCCUACGUGGACAAUAACAUCGAUACCGAGGCGGAUGUGCAGGCGACAGGCGACGGGGAUUUCUCCGAGUACCUGUGGAUGGAGAACGAGGAGGAGUUCGACAAACAGGUACUGCAACAAUUGGAGGAGGAAGAGCUGAUGGAGGAAUGCCUGGAGGCGAUGUUGGAGGAAGAGAGGCAACACGAGAGGAAUAUCAACUCGACCGCGUGGUCCACAGCCACCGGUGCCUCUGACAAUAACACGGCUGAACUCUGUCAACAGCUCAGCAGUCUGAAAAUGCAGGACGAUCUCGCCAAGCAGAGCACACUAAAUCCAGACGCGGCUGAGUUUAUUCCAGCGAUCAAAACGACGACGGUAAGUACAUCGUCAGGAGCCGCCGAGUCAACGUCGAAAAUUUAACUUUACCCGCCUACGUUUAAGUCAUGUAAAGUCGGGCUAUACGUAAUGGCUAGAGAGUCUACUAUUUCCAAUCGGACAAUUAUAUUAAGUGAAUCGUGUUUAGAAGUUCAAUGACUGUGACUGUACGUACAAAGAUGUUGUAAAGUACGCGAGUCGGGAUGCCGCACCAUCGAGAUACGCGUCAGUCCGAAACUUAAUAUCAGUUAUCACGCAAACCGGGCGAAAUAUUGUGCUACCGAAAUUUUUAUAGACCGGAAAUUGUCGCGCGACUAUUGAGCGAGGAAUUAUUAUGUAUAUGUUUCUUGCCGGGAUUACGAACCGAUCAUGUAUACAAAUCACUCGUUAAAGGAAAUUCGCAAUUUAUAUAUUAUCUCUUGUUCAAUGUAUUCACGGAGAACAGGUUUUUGCAGAGGUAAAUGCUUGUAGCAUUUCUUUCUUUUUUUUUUUAACUUGCGUAAGUAGUAUGUUAUAAAUUACAAUAUUGUAUAUUGAUCGAGAGAAAUGAGCUGCGGUUCAGGGUGAAGUGAACUGAAAAGGAACAUGUACUAGAUCCUUUAUAUGGACUUUAAAUAAGUUUGUAGAAUCAAGGCAAUGAUACACACAUGCACAUACACACACAAAAACACGCAUAUAUACAUUACAUUAUCUUGUAAAUUAUGUUUAUAUAUCCUAUGUAUGUAUGUCUCGAUCAGAUCUUAUCAUGCUGAAGAUUAUGUGACCCUUUUUAUCUUUCACUCUGUAUCAAGCUGUAAAAUUUUUUGCAGUCACAAUUUUUACGGCUUGAUAUACAUUAAUCAAUGUCCAAUGAAAACUUUCCUCAAGAGAGUUCCUUUUGUAAUACUUAUAAUAGAGGACGAUGGUUGCAGAAUUGUUAGCAGAGCAUGUUACACUAUGAUCGCAAGAUAUUGUAAGAAUCAUGUAUAUCGAAGACAUCAUAUUAUUUUUUGUAACGAAUAUUUUGCCUCGGAUAGGUAAAUAAUCGCGACACCAUCAAUUGCAUGCAUAUAGUUGGCGAAAAGAAAAGUUAUAUUAUUUAUAUACGAAUGUAUCAUUUUAUUCGAGAAUUCGGCGGAGACGCGAAGUCCCGACAGGUACUAAUUUCAGAAUUUGAAGAACAAGGCAACGCUCGACAAAAAAAAAUUGUGAUUCUGAAUUUAGCGUAUACGAGACAAUAUAUGAGCCUCAUGUGAAAACAUUUUAUUCUACACUUUCGACUUGUCGUUUCACGGGAAAUUAUUCCUUCUUCGAUAUCGUUAUGAUUUUUUGAACCGUUGUCGCAUUUUUUUUUUUUUUCGAAUUGUCGAAUAAUACAUGUCGGGACUCGAAUUGCGCGUUUGCCGACGAUUCGUUUAAAACGUAUACGAGGAACAUUAUCGAGUCCUGCUUCAGCAUUCGUUCAACAAACUUAAAGAUCUCAAGUGAAAGUCUUACUUAGGCUGUGAGGGACUCUUUUUACGACUCUUUUUUAGUGGAACCGAGAAAAUCAGCACAUUGCUUACUUAUUUUUUAAACCAAUCUGCAUGCGGUAAUAUUUCAAAAUUUAGGAGACUGCGUAGGUCAUAGAAUGUAACCUCGAUGAAACAUAAUGGAAAUAGAGUAAAUGGUGAAUGUACUUCAAAUUAGCUUGAAUAGCAAGAAGGUUGAUUUGAUUUUUGCUAGAACAUAAUAUUAAUACGUAUACGUAUACUCGUUAUUCAUGAAUAUAUCACAUAUAUUUGUACAAUAUUUGAUACUUCCCCAAUUAUGUGAUUGCUUUUAGAACGACUAACGGAAGGGAUUUUCAAGUCGCUUCACUCCGUGACUUUUAAGUCGACUACGAAAGAAAAAAAGAGAGAAAAGGGAAUCGGAUCUUGUAAAUUUAAAAUCAAACUUUUUGCGAUCCAAGAUUAUACACGCGCGGUGGUGAUUAAAACGCAGGCGUGCCACUUACGUGAUAUUUGCCAUCCUUUUUAAGAAUUACGAGAAAUGAAUGUAUAAAUUUUUAAUAGGAUCUAUAUAUUGAGAUAUAUCUAUAUAUUGUUAUAUGUUUGCAUUAUAUACUUUUGUAUAUGGUAAGUGCGCGUUGUUUUAGUCACGACCUGGUUUAUACCAUCAACUGUGAAAACUGUGAUUAUCAGGACAGCGUCACUAAGUUUAUUCGAAUUAUGUUGUACACAUACGAGGCAUCACGUCAAUCCCUUGCAAUAUACUGUAAUUUACUUCGGAACUUCUUUGCUUUGCGAAGAGGAUACAUGGUGUACGAUACAGAUCAUCACUUAUCACUUGAUCCGCACAUCUGUGUCGUAUAUCUCGCGUGCUUUAUAGUGUACUAUCUUUUUACACGCUAUCAUUUAUAGGCAGCACAGUGAAAAUUGCAGAAACAGCUGGUAACGCGAUCGGCAAUAAUUGGCUGUAUCACACGAUGUGUGUUACGUUGACAAAAACGAAGGUAGUACAA
Messenger RNA from Dinoponera quadriceps, 3751 nucleotides. RefSeq names its product polyadenylate-binding protein-interacting protein 2 (gene Paip2). Lineage: Eukaryota; Metazoa; Arthropoda; Insecta; Hymenoptera; Formicidae. The transcript is spliced from 4 exons. Gene Ontology annotation, molecular function: mRNA regulatory element binding translation repressor activity. Gene Ontology annotation, biological process: negative regulation of translational initiation. Gene Ontology annotation, cellular component: cytoplasm. The record is from RefSeq and is a predicted model, not a curated record. Bases 850 to 1314 code for a protein of 154 amino acids.